UGCACAUUGCGGUCGUGACGUGGACACUGUAUGUUUUCGAUUGCUGAUCCGAUCAGCCGCUCGACUCGAAAGGCGACGACCGAGUCCCGCGGCUCGGUGCCAUCCGACAGCCUUGUCCUGGUCUCUUUCCGACCAUCGAAUCGUCGAUGCACCGACACUGUGCGACUCUUCUAGCGCGCCAGUGACUCCCUGAAAACAUUCGGCCCCGCAGCGAUGACAGCACGCUCUCAGCCUUCUUCUGCUCGGCUCGUUUCAGCUUCGAAAACCUUGUCCGGAUGCUGUGACUGAGACUGAGAGUACUUCAGUGGGGCUCGAGCACUGUGCCACCCUCACCCCGCUCUCAAUGCACCUCCACACGACGUCAGCAGCUGCACUCGCCCUCUUGCCCAUCGCACUGGUGGCGGGUGCGGACACACUCCGGGACAAGCACUGCGCCCCGCCCCUGAAGUCUAGCUUCACGCACAACACAUAUACGUACACGGUCCCGCUGCCCCAAAUCACCCAGAUCACCAAGGACUUCUUCGACAUCGAGUGGUACGGCGGCGUCGUCGUGAGCACACACACCGGCCGGAACGGCGUUCCUGGUGCGACGCGCUCGGGCAACUUUACAGGCGGAUCGUUCCACGAGACUCUCACGGAAUACACGCUCCGGCCCGACGCAUUCGCGUACGCAUACAGCGGCGUCCCAUACACGUUCGCCCCGCCGCACGCGCAGCCCGUCCAUUUCGGCGUGUACGCGGAGACGCUGCGCUUCGAGAGCGUCUGUGGCGGCCGCGCGACGUACAUCGAUUUCCAGACGUGGUCGUGCGUCGACGAUCGCCCGGCAGGGUACAACUUCUGGUACACGCUCCAUCAGACUGCGGCGGAGGGCCUGGCGCAGACGCUCAAAGCCAACGUGCUUGCUGGGGAUUGCGAUUAGGCGGGGAUGGAUUGUGUAGGAUGAACGCGUGCUGCCAAUGUGUCAAUUGAAUGAAUGAAUGCGAUUUCGACUGGAUCGGUGUACGGCACUUUCCGCGUCGUUUUCGCGGUUCAUCUCGGUGACCACGGCAUUCUAACACAAGUGCUAUUGCCUCGGUCCUGCUGUCGCCGCUUCUAUCAUCUGCUAAUGCUUGCUGAUAUCACUGAUAGUACGUGAACCGAUCAUGAACGGUGUGUGAAACUUUCUCCGUGUUUCUGUUUGUGGACACAGGAUUCACGUCCUCAUUCGAUGUCUCGGUUCGCGCAUCGACUCUACUGCGUGUUUCUCAGAACAGUGGAAUGGAAUUGAUGGUCUAUGCAGUCGCAAAUGUUCCCAAUCCCACGUCGCGACGUGCUCGAGAGCACAGGCGAAGAGCCUCACUAAAACCCCACAUCGAGAAUCACUUCCUUGAAUCAGAGAUGAGGGAAAUUGACGCCACCUUCCUUGCGGUUCUACUUUCUUUCAUCUUUGGUGUCGGUAGAAGAGGACGAAAGACGGAUUGACUUUCACUCAGUCUUGUUGACCUUGCGUCCGGCGUCGAUUGUUAAGAAACUAGGUGCGGGCGGGAUGUCUUGUGACUUGAGAUGGAGAGUCUGUCGAUCUCUAUUCCUAACUGCUAUCUAUAAUCGUUUCUAUUCAGUUUGGACAAGGCGCCAAUCCCAUGACGCAGCGCCACUCUUGUCGUAUGCCUCGAGGAAACACUCAGCUUCGCUGAUAUGACAUGAUGCCCUGGUUCUUCUCGCUGGCGGUAAGCUGUAUUAAGAGCACUUGGGCCCCCCAGAACGAGACAACUGUGAAGCUCAAAGUUUCCAUGUAUCUCCUUCGCGCACUAUCCGCCUCUCCCCUGCUGGCGAUCGCACUGGCCGCCGCAGACCAGCAGGAAGAUCUGACACUCCUCGACAAGCCCUGUGCCGCAGAGCUGAAUCUCAACUCGAGCUUCAUACACAGCGCAUUCGCGUACUCCGUCCCCUUGCAUCAGGUCGCCCCGAUCGUGCAGAACUUCUUCGACAUCGAGUGGUAUGUACGUACCCCCGCUCCUUUCCAAGCACCCACCGCGCCCGUAUUGAAUCAGCUGAUCCACGGGGCGGCAUCGCCAUCACCAAUCACACGGGCCAGAACGGCGUCCCCGGCGCGACGCGCUCGGGCAUCCUGACGGGCGAGCCGUUCCACGAGACGCUCACGGAGUACACGCCCCGGCGCGCUCGCGUACUCGUACUUCGGCGUCCCAUACACCUUUGCGCCCCCGGGCGCGCCGCCCGUCUUCUUCGGCGCCUAUGCGGAGACGCUGCGCUUCGAGAGCAUCUGCGGCGGCGCGACGACUCUAAUCGACUUCCAGUCGUGGUCGUGCGUCGAUUUCCGCGCGAGGGCGUACAAUUUUUGGUACACGCUGCACCAGACUGCGGCGCAGGGUCUGGCGCAGAGGUUCGGAGCGAACGUGCUUGCCGGGGAUUGUGAGUGGACGGGGGGAUGCGUA
Messenger RNA from Mycena citricolor, 2432 nucleotides. The record is from the annotation of a GenBank genome assembly. NCBI's taxonomy places the organism in Eukaryota, Fungi, Basidiomycota, Agaricomycetes, Agaricales, Mycenaceae.